AUGGCGAGAGAAAAGACUAUCUCGCUCCUGGCGGCUGCCGUUGGUCUGUACAUCCUCUACAGGCUCUUACGAAUCAUCUACAACCUCUUCUACCACCCGCUCCGCUCCUUUCCAGGUCCGCCCCUCUACCGCGCCUCCCGACUCCCCAUCGCCCUCGCCCAGGUAGACGGAAAGCGCUCGUUCCGCAUCCAGUCGCUGCACGACCAAUACGGGCCGGUGGUGCGCAUCGCGCCGAACCACCUCAGCUUCACAGACCCGCAGGCCUUCCGCGACGUGUACGGAACCCGCAAAAAGGCGUCGUCGCUGCCGAAGGCCCCGGCGUCGAGCCUGGCGUCAGCGCGCAGCAUACCCGAACUGCCCAAAGCAGACGAGUUCUACCGCGUCGACAAGUCGUUCCCGCGGAACAUCGUCUCGGAGGAACUAACGCAGCACCGGGCGCUACGGCACGCUCUCGCGCCUUCGUUUAGCGAAAAGGCGAUACGGGCGCAGGAGGGGCUUAUCACGGGGUAUGUCGACAAGUUGAUCUCGCGCAUGCGGGCGGCGUGCGCCGAAGCCGAAGCCGAAACCGAAACCGAAGGCGCGCCGCACGACGGAGGGAAGGCGGUGCUGGAUAUGAAGGAGCACUACAACUGGUCGACCUUCGACGUCAUCGGCGACCUCGUCUUCGGCGAGCCGUUCGGGUGUCUGGAGAUGGGCAAGACGCACGACUGGGUGCGUGCCAUCUCCAGCUUCAUCCGCGAGGAGACGCGGCUGCGCGCCCUGGUCUACCUGGGCCACGAGUCGCUGGCGGAGAUGCUGUUCCGCAUGGCGGUGUUCAGCGCGCAGUCGAGGCGGAUACGGCGGUACACGUGCGAGAAGCUGGACGAGCGGCUGGCGGCGGUGGACCGGAACGAGGAGCGGAGGGCGGACCUGUUCGGGGAGAUGCUGAAGAAGCGGGAUGCGCUCGACCUCGAGUACGGCCAUCUCAUGAGCAACUCGAUGGUCCUCGUCCUGGCGGGGUCCGAGACCACGGCCACGCUGCUCGCCGGUGCGACCUACCUGCUCACCACCCACCCGGCCGUCCUGGAACGAGCGACGCGUGAGGUGCGGGAGAGGUUUUCUUCCGCGGACGAGAUCAACUUUACGUCGGUUAGCCAGUUGAAGUACAUGCUCGCGGUGCUCAGCGAGACGUUUCGGUGUUACCCGCCGGUCCUGUCGGGGCUGGUGCGGAAGGUACCCAAGGCGGGGCAGAUGAUCGCCGGACAUUUUGUACCAGAGGGGACGUUGGUCGAAGUGGCACAGUGGGCUGCCAACCAUGAUGCGCAGAAUUGGGCCGACCCCUGGGUCUUCAACCCGGACCGGUUCAUGGACGGCGAGGCGGAAGCCAUGGCCAAAGGGAACCGGUUCGACGCCCUGCAGCCCUUCAACGUAGGGCCGCGCAACUGUAUCGGCAAGAAGUAUAAUCACUGGAGUCUCGCAUACGCUGAAAUGCGCCUCAUCAUGGCCCGCGUGCUGUUCGAGUUCGAUCUGGAGCUUCAUGGCGAGAGCCAGAACUGGAUUGAACGGCAGAAGGAAUAUAUCAUCUGGAACAAACUGCCAUUGAAGAUUGGUUUGAAGCGCGCGGUGAACUAUGGGCAGGGUAGGGGACCCAGGAGAUGUGAGGCUGUGAGGCUGUGA
Sodiomyces alkalinus F11 is the source of this 1656-nucleotide messenger RNA. Its product is annotated as isotrichodermin C-15 hydroxylase. The record is from RefSeq and is a predicted model, not a curated record. The coding region runs from base 1 to 1656 and encodes 551 amino acids. Gene Ontology annotation, molecular function: iron ion binding; monooxygenase activity; oxidoreductase activity, acting on paired donors, with incorporation or reduction of molecular oxygen. Lineage: Eukaryota; Fungi; Ascomycota; Sordariomycetes; Glomerellales; Plectosphaerellaceae. The transcript has 5 exons.